AUGACCGAGGCACUUGGUAACCAAGGCAGGCGUACUCAACCCCCUGAAGUUUCCAAGCUAUUAUCUACCAUGAAGAACAUUGGAUCCUACAAGUUCAAAGGAGGAUCCGAUCCUAUUGAGGCCGACAAGUGGAUUACUAUGAUGGAGAAGAAUUUUGAAGCCAUGGAGUGCCCGGAGGAGUAUAAGAAGAAGAUCGCUGUGUACUACUUGGAAGGCGACGCCACAGGAUGGUGGGACAGCAUAGACAGACAGCGUGGACACAACAUCACAUCAUGGGAGUCGUUCAAGGGAGAGUUUGAGAGGAAAUACUUUCCUCCAGAAGCAAAGCAUCGAUUGGAGCGCCAGUUCAUGAACCUUGUUCAAGGAGAUAGGCCAGUGAGGAGUUACGAAUCUGAGUUCACAAGGUUGAGGCGACAUGUCUUUGAUGGGCGUGAAGAUGAAGCAACUAUGAUCCGUAACUUUAUGUACGGAUUGAAGCCGGAGCUUGGAAGUCGUUUAGCUGGAAGCAACUUUAGCAGCUUAUCUGAGCUAGUGGAAAAAGCUGUUAAUGUUGAAACUGUAUUGGAGGCUGAAAGGAAGACCUUACCACAUUCUGGUGGACACACCAAGUUUAGCCAAGGAGAAAGGCCAAAUUUCAACAAGGGUCCAAGAUCUUACAAAGGAAAAGGGCGAGGAUUUGGAGGCCAAGCCAACAAUCGUGAUGUGGCUGUCUUGACCCCCGCAGACCGAACCCUUCAAGCAAAUCAGUGUAUCAAGAAUGUUCCAUUGGUCAUUCAAGGCAAAGAGUUUGUGGCAGAUCUAUUAGUCGUGCCUUUGAAAGGGUACGAGGUAAUCCUUGGAAUGGAUUGGUUAUCGAGCUACGGAGUUCAAAUCGACUGUGGAAAGGGAAGGUUGUUGUUCGGCAGAGGAGUUGAAACAAGUGAAGUUGGUCGUUUUGGAGGGCAGACAAGCGAGCCAUUGGGACUUCAAGCGGUGAAUCAGGCCAGCUUGAUUCAGAGAAUUCGAGAAGAACAACUUAAGGAUGAGAAGUUACUGAAGAUUGCUGAAGAACUCAAAGGACAAGCCGGGCCAAAUAAUGCGGGAUACUACUUGGCGGAGGAUGGAACCUUGUUAAUUAAUGGGAGGAUCACGGUUCCUAAAGGACAAGGGCUGAGAGAUGAGAUACUAAGGAUCGCACAUCAUUCUUUACUUAGUAUCCAUCCUGGAAGUUCGAAGAUGUACCGAGACGUGAGAAGAUACUAUCAUUGGCCGGGCAUGAAGAGGUCAGUAGCACAAUGGGUUGCUCAGUGUGCAACUUGUCAACAAGUCAAGGUGGAACAUCAAGUUCCAGGAGGAUUGUUGCAGAGUCUUCCGAUACCUCAAUGGAAAUGGGACUCUAUUUCCAUGGAUUUCAUCACCGGAUUACCUACUGCUCCAGGUAGAUCGAACAACUCGAUAUGGGUGAUUGUGGAUAGGUUAACCAAGGUCACACACUUGUUGCCUAUGCGGGACACUGAUAAAGUUGAAGUUUUGGCCGAGAUGUACAUCGACAAAAUCGUGAAGUUACAUGGUGUACCCUCAGACAUCGUCUCAGAUCGCGAUCCAUGGUUCACGGCAUCAUUCUGGGAAGCACUGCAAGAAGCCUUGGGAACUAAACUGUACAGAAGCACGGCGUUCCAUCCAGAAACAGAUGGCCAAACGGAAAGGACCAUUCGGACCAUCGAGGACAUGCUGCGGAUGUGUAUUCUCGAUUGGGCAGGAACUUGGGAGAAGCAUUUACCGUUGGUUGAGUUCUCGUAUAACAACAGUCAUCAUUCGAGCAUAGGGAUGUCACCUUAUGAAGCAUUAUACGGAAGGCCAUGCAAGACGCCUAUGUGUUGGACGGAAGUGGGCGAAAGAAGAAUGUUUGGGUCACCUAUUGUUCAGGAGACCAUGAUUAAACUGGAGACGAUUCAGGCCAACAUGAAGAAGGCUCAGGACCGUCAGAAGAAGUACGCAGACCAGUCAAGAAGAGAAGUAACUUUUAAGUUAGGAGAUUGGGUCUAUUUGAAGGUUACUGCACAGAAAGGGAAGGACAGAUUUGGCAAGCUCGGGAAACUUGCGGUCAGGUUCAUUGGUCCGUACAAGAUCAUCGGGAAAAUUUGUGAGGUAGCUUACCGAUUGGAUCUGCCAGCAGAUAUGCAUCUACAUCCAGUAUUCCAUGUUUCCAUGCUUCGGAAACAUAUACGGGAUCCAAGUACUGUUGAGCCCGAGAGAAUCGAGGAGUUGGAGACAAACCUUACGUAUCCGGAAGGACCAAUCAGAUUAGGAGAACGGCGUAUUCGGAAGCUCAAAAAUCGUGAGAUUGCUGAAGUACAAGUGUUCUGGGGAAGACAAAACAGGAUUCAUGUUACUUGGGAGGAUGAAGCGAGAUUUAAAACCGAUCACCCGGAGUUUUUCCGAGAGGACGUUGUAAUGGAAGAAGGAGGCCCCUCAGAGCCUUAGAAUUCGAGGACGAAUUCUAUUAACGGGGGAAGAAUGUAGAAACCCUUAAAAAAAAAAAAAAAAAAAAAUGGUCGAGUAUCUUUUGGAUGAUCUAGUCGCGGAUGAUCAUAUUGUUCUUGUCUGAACCAUGAGUCAAGUAUGCAACUGGACAAUGGUUAGACAAUGUAGCAGAUUGAUUCAAAUGAUGUUGAAGCAAGACACUUUUGGAAGCACAACAGGAAGACCGGAAAUUGGCGAAAAACCUAAAUUUCGGUAUUACGAAAUUUUUCGAAGAAGCCAAAAGCUCGGUAAAUAUUUUUCCUCAAGAUCAGAGUCCCAGUAGGGUUAAUUAAAAAUACUCAGGCCAUCAGAACGGACGUAUAAAAAUAUUUGGGAUUGAUCGCGGGACGAAAAUUCACCGGAAAGGCCGAAAUCGGCCGAAUCGACCGAGAAGCUCGAGGUGGCUUGAUGUGUAUGUGUUCAGGACGUGGUGGCAGGCUCUUGACAGUGUGUGUGUCAAGGGAAGCAGGAGGUGUUGCAGUACAUGCAACAUUUACAUACAAGUAGACAUGUGGAACACGAGGUGGAACGGCCAAGCACGAGGUGUUGCGAUGCAUGCGACCGAAGCAUGCAGCCAGCCAUGUGUGAGAUGGGGUGUCGACCUGCAUGCACUUCAGUCAUGCAGCAGGCCAUCUGGACGUGGGUGUGUCAUCCUGCAUGAGACUGAGGCAUGCAGCCAGCCAUGUGGAGCACGAGGUGGAACGGCAAAGCACGAGGUGUCGCGAUGCAUGCGACCGGGCCAUGCGGCCAGACAUGUGGAGGAUGUGGUGUCAGCUUGCAUGUGAUCAGGCCAUGCAUCCAGACAGGUAGAGGGCGUGGUGUCACCUUGCAUGUGAGCAGGCCAUGCUGAAGGACAAGUGGAGCACGAGGUGCCGCCACGCAUGCGUCCGGAGCCAUGCGAAGCGACACACGGGCUGCCACACGGCUUGUUCCUGAUUGGUUGAUGAUUCCUAUAAAUAGGCCACGAACCCCUCUCAUUUCAACUCAUCCAGAACACAUCAAAACUACUUCAAAACAUAAAGAGAAAGCAAAGAAAGAAAGAUCGAGUUUCGAUAGUUUUCGAGCGAUUUAGGCAGUUUUCGAGAACAGUUACUCUGCCGAUUUUGAGUCAGCACUUGGAGAAGAUUCUGUUCAAGUGAAGAGAGAUCAGUUCUAGUGGAGACAAGUUCAAGUGAAGAUCAGUCCAGACGUGGGUCUACUU
Messenger RNA from Brassica rapa (field mustard), 3703 nucleotides. RefSeq lists its product as uncharacterized. NCBI's taxonomy places the organism in Eukaryota, Viridiplantae, Streptophyta, Magnoliopsida, Brassicales, Brassicaceae. The record is from RefSeq and is a predicted model, not a curated record. Gene Ontology annotation, biological process: DNA integration. Gene Ontology annotation, molecular function: nucleic acid binding.